AUUCUCUUCUCAGUUCAGGCCUAGGCCUGGGGACUUUCUCUGUUGGCUUUCAGUUUCAUUUUCAUCUCAGUUUAGGCCUGUGGACUUUGAAUUUUUGCUCAGUUCCAACAUGGCGUCAAGUACAACUGUUGCAAGGAAAUCCAGUCACAAGAAACAUGGUCUGUCGAAAAAGAAAUCUGGAAAGACGAUGAAAAGUGGAAAGCUUAAUUAUAACUUUUCUGAUGAAUCGGAUGAAGAGAUAAAAGCUUUUCCAAAAGAGCAGGUAAAAGUGUUUAAAAAAAGUAAAACUCCUGAGGAUAAAACUCCAGUUUUCAAAAAAGCACUGUUGAACUCAGAAGAAUCUGUUUUGGCAAGUGAUAGUCUCCGCAGAAAAUCUGAACUCCCAACAGUGUGUGAAGACUUUGGAUUGCCUGUUACAGAGUCUACUCGUAUUAGUACUUCACCUACUAAUUCCAGAAGAUCUGAUUGUAUUCCUGUGCUUGAAGAACAAGAGAAUGAAGUACCCAAUGACUGUCGACAAAGUAAGAAUCAGAAGUUUAUAAAGAGUCCUGGAAAUAAUUGUCAAAAGAAACCAUUUCAGAAUGGUGUGCUGCAAGAUUUAGCGAGUGACAAUCUGCGUAGGACAUCUGAACUCCCAUCAGUGUGUGAGGACUUUGGCCUGCCAAUCACAGAAUCGACACGUAUUAGUAUUUCGCCUACCUACUCAAGGGUAGCUGGCCGUGUAGAUCAGAAUAAGGAACAACAGAACAAAGUAUCCACCAAUAAAUGUCAAAAUAGUAGGAAACAGAAUGUUGAAAAGAGUCGUGUAAGUAAUGGUCCAGAAAAGCUAUUUCAGGAUGAAAUUUUGCAAGCAGUGAAGCAAGAAUAUUUUGAACUGGUUCAUUCUCUACCCGGAACUAAUGUUUAUAAUUCAUUUGUUGAACCUGAUGAUACCAACAGCUCAAGUUUACCAAUAUCAGCUUGCCAUGGUCAACAAAGUCUAGAGUGGGACCAUCUUCCAGAUACAACGAUGAAUCAGAGCAAAUUUGGUAGUAAAAAGUGUCUGUUGGGAGGUAUUCGUGAAAGAACAGUUCCGAAGAAUGAUGACUCAAAAUUAAGAAAGAAGCACCGUGUAAGCAGCAUAAAUCCAUUGAUGCAUGGUGGUUCCACCCUGAUGAACAUAAAGUUGGAAGAUGUGAAGGAUGAGAGUGUGCAUAGUUUUCUGGGAAAAGAAACUCAAGGUUUGUCAAGGGACAGUUAUGUUGAAGUUCAGGAUGUGUCUGCUCAGGUGAAUCUUAGUAGUGUACUUGAAAACACUAGUAGUGAAGCCGAGGUUGAAUCUUGUGGUAAUGAGAUAAGCUGUUCAGAUGGAAGAUUGUCUCAACCUGCAGACUCUUUUGUAGAAGUACAAGAUGUUUCAGUUGAAGCAAAUUUUACGUUUGGUGGUAGUAAUGAAGUUGGCCGAGAGGGGUUGGAAAGACCAGCAGAGGAGAAUGAGUCUACAGAUAUUACGGGCAGUGUCUCAACAGAAUUGUCCAAGUCUUUAGUUUCUGAUAUUCAAAGCUGUGAAUUAUCAGUGGAGCAUGGGCCUCUAUCUCCAAACAAUAAACAUCACAAGUCUCACCCUAUCAAUGAAAACUCAGGAUCCAUGAAACAGUUUCAUGAACAGUUUCAUGAACAUCAUUCUUUGCCUGAUAGUGUUGAUGGUAGGAUAGAUUCACCUAGCGUGGAAGUUCCAAGCUCAAGUUGUCACAAUGGUGAUAAUAAAUCUUCCCAAAAAUUGAACAACAACAAGGAAGAAAAUGGUAAUGUUGAUCUCCAAGUUAGAGAGCGAGAUACUGUGUACACUUUAGAAUCUGGGCUGCCUGGGUCGGCUGGGAAAGCGAAGGAACACACUGGAGCAGAUGUUCCCUCUGACACCUCUGAUUACUAUUCCUGUCAUACGACCAACUCCAAUCAAAGUGAUUUUGACACUAAGAGUUCUCUCAACUCUGACAAAACCUCUCUGCGUGAAGCUAGUAGCUGCAGGACUACAUACUCUGGAGUACAAGACGUCUUUUCUCCAUCUUCCACACAUGUGAAGAAUCAGGAAUGGUCAAGACAGGAUGACCAAGCAUCUCCUGUAAAAGAGUCUGAUAAUAUGAGCGAAAAGAGUGUUACUUUGAGCCCUUGUUCAGAUGACGGUAGGAGUGAGCAAGGCAACACCCUGUAUACAACAGCCAGAGAUAAUAUUUUUGUCUCUUCUGAAACAUUUCAACCAAAGGGUGACAGUAGCAGAUGGAGAAUUUGUGAAAGUCUUAAUAGUGAUGCUAGUGGAGAUGAAUCUUCAAUGAAGGAAAACGGCUCAGAAAUAAUCGUUCCUGCCACUGACAGUGAAGAUGAUGAUUAUUAUAGUGAUGAGCAAAGUAUAAAAGUUAUAGCGUCAAGCUUUGUGGAGGACAACGAUGGGGAUCUUGCUCUUGGUGAAAUAGAGUCUGAAGGUGAACUUAGAAAAGAAAACAGCCUGUGUGGUCUUGUCACAUAUAAUGACAGCAGCCCACAAGAGAGGAAAACAUCUGUUUUAACUAAUAAAGGGGAUGGAGGAGAAAUGGACCUUGGAGAUGGUGACAGUUUGAAGGAGUCCACCUCGAACCUGAAAGAAAGGCUUGACUCGACAUCAGUGAGUGAGGAAGUUGAUGGUUCUGAGCAUGAUGAUGAAGACAGUAGAGUUGGUGAUAUUUCAGGUAGAGGGGUGGUUGUGCAGCCGGAAGUCAAGGACCUUGCAGAGAGACAAAGGAUGGACUCCAGUGACGAUGACAGUGACUUUGAGAACUUCCUUGAGAAGAUGAAAACUCAGUGCGACAUAAAGAAACAGAAGCAGGAGGAUUUACGAUCCUUGGAUGAUUUUGUUGUGAGUGAUGCUGAGACAGAAGGCAGUGAUGAUGUGGACUCUGGAACAGAUGGUGAUGAUGAGGAAGAUGAAAUGUUACUUGCAAAGGCUGAUAGAAAAACAGUAGGAAGACAUCUGAGAGGUGGAAAGUCCCUUGUGUUGAAGUCUGUGGACUUGGAUGAGGAAAGCAAUGAAGCAAGCGCCCGGCAGGACGGAAAGCAGAAGAUCUCUACAGAAUACAAGAUAAAAUCACAGAGAGACAAAGGAUUAAAUGGUGUAGAGAGGAGUGAUGCAAGCUACGACUCUGUUGCAAAAACACCAAGGAGACUUCUGUCUUCCACCUCAAGCAUGGGAAGUGUGGUUGAUGACAGGUUGUUGUCUGAUGACGACGAUGACUUCAAGCCACAGAAAACAAAUUUCAGAACUCCGGUUCAUGCACCACCGCAAGCAACUAAACCGUUUCAUGGACAUUUCAAGACUCCUGCCAAGCCUCGCCUUAAGACAGCUCUCCCUGAGCAUCCUAUGACGGCCCCACGACUGUCAGUGAAGUCAGCUCUUGGUGUGAGUGACGACUCUUCCUUUCUGGAAUCUCUGUCUUCUGAUUUACCUGACUACAAGAGACACCCAGAAGCUUUGAGGUUUUUGAGGCACUUCAAAAGCAUGACAGUGAAGGCUGAACUGACGACCAAACUCUUUACUAUUUUCAACAGUAAAGUUUUUGAGAAAAAGCUCCCAGCUGACUUGCCCAUUGAGUGGAACAGUCGGUACCUGAAGACGGCCGGUACCUUCUCUGUGAGAGGGACAAAAGACAACUUGGUUGGAAAAAUUUCCCUGUCUGCCAAAGUCUGUGAUACCCCAGAGCGAGUACGAGACACUUUGGCACAUGAACUUUGUCAUGCGGCUGUGAGACUGAUCAACGGUGUUAGAGAAAGUCACGGACCGUUCUGGAAAUCUUGGGCGCGGAAAAUCAAUAAGAUGUUUCCUUUCAUGCCAGUGAUAAGUCGUUGCCAUGACUACACGAUCAAAACAAAAUACACAUACCAGUGUGUGAAUUGUAGAUAUCGAAUUGGUCGUCAUUCCAAAUCUCUGGACACAGACAACAAGGUGUGUGGUCACUGCCAGGGGAACUUUGAGGUGUAUCUGACGAAAGACCUUGAGUCUAGCAUUGAAAGAAGUGGCAACUCAACUCCCGUGACACCAAGGACUCCCAACAAGUUUGCCCUGUUUGUGAAGGAGUGUUACUCUGAGGUGAAGCACAGACAGUCUGGCAUUAGCCACGGGGAUGUCAUGAAGAUUUUGAGCAAGGAGUUUGCUGAGAAGAACAAAAUUUCAGACUGAUAAACUGGCCUGCCGGUCAUAAAUCCUGAGCUUCCUAAAAAGAGAGUCAGAAAAAAAUCAGUAAUGAUUAUACAACGGACCCCGGCCGUAACAGAACCUCUGGGACCUACAUGAUUUCCCUGUUACAGCCAAAUCCUGUUGUAGACGGGGAUCAAAAUCAAGUUUACAGACAUUAGGCUGAAUGCCUUUUGAUUGGGUACUGGAAUGAUAAAUGAAUGGGAUCAUUUUCAUUACAUAGAUUACCCACUGCUAA
Aplysia californica (California sea hare) is the source of this 4439-nucleotide messenger RNA. RefSeq lists its product as uncharacterized. Lineage: Eukaryota; Metazoa; Mollusca; Gastropoda; Aplysiida; Aplysiidae. The record is from RefSeq and is a predicted model, not a curated record. Gene Ontology annotation, cellular component: nucleus. The coding region runs from base 110 to 4186 and encodes 1358 amino acids. The transcript has 14 exons.